This is a messenger RNA of Lingula anatina, 1356 nucleotides long. RefSeq lists its product as uncharacterized. The record is from RefSeq and is a predicted model, not a curated record. NCBI's taxonomy places the organism in Eukaryota, Metazoa, Brachiopoda, Lingulata, Lingulida, Lingulidae. Gene Ontology annotation, molecular function: oligosaccharide binding.
AUGCCUCGCGUGUCGCAAUUAGUCGUUGGUAUCAUCGUCUUUGAAAUCAUUUGUGGUUUCUCUCCACUGAACGUCACUGGCGUUAAAGUAUCAUCAUGUAGAACAACAGUUUUAAAUGGUUUGAGGAGAAAUGGCAACUCGAACACCAACCGGGACAUCCUAAUGCAGGAACCCCAAGAGGGUCUUCAAGAUUGUGCUCGGAUGAAAUUUAAAUCAUCUGAGGCCAAAUCUGUUCAGUUUUGUACCACGUCGAGGAUGUGCACCGUUUUUAGAACUGAGUUAACUCCAGCUGUAAUACAAGACGCCAUGGUUGAUAACGACUGUGUGCUUAUGAAGUUCGCUUGUGAUGGGAUAAAAGAUAACGAAGACCUAUCAGAAUUCGGUACUGUCAACACGACUAAUGCCACUGCAACGCAAGUAACGGCUUCGUCCACCACACUGACGCCAUCACCACCCCUGACAUCUGCAGCACCACCAGAAACACCACCUCCGUCAACUGCAGCGGCACCGAAUAUACCCACGUCUACCGGAGUAAUGCCAUCAACUGCCCUUACUACACUUACUUCACUUACCUCACAUUCACCCUCAACACCAAUGUUGUCUUCAGCAGUGACGUCAGCACCUCAUUCAUCAACUACACUGACGUCUUCAACGGAAACUGUUACUUCUGGUCAACUAGUUGGCUCUGAGUUAAACCCAGGUGCUAACUGUGCAGAUAUUCUGCAAGCCCAACCAGAAGCAGUGACAGGUGUCUACUGGAUCUCAACACAGGGCCAAACGUUUCAGGUCCACUGUGAUAUGGACACUAACGGAGGGGGCUGGACUCUCGUCUGGAGUUACACUUUUACAAAUUUUGGCCCAUAUUUGUCAGGUGCCCUAACACCAAGACCAAGUUGGUCGGUGCCUGACGGCGAUGUUCCCAUAUCUGUUACUCCUCCGUUGAACGAAGCAGAUUUCAAUGCCGUGGAUUUUGCCUUGUGGAAGUCCAUCGGUAACCGACAAUUUAUGGUAAAAUCAACCAUCAAUAAUUGGAUCGUCUGUAAUGACACCAAGCUGGUAGAGUUCAUAAGUGGGCCAAUUGACUGCCGCGUUGUCAAAACUGUUGUCGAAAGCGAAAUGUCGUGCCUUAACACUGUUCCCAUUUACUUGCACACCCUUGCUUUGGGUGGUGUAAAUGGAGGUCUGGCUCUCACUACGGGUCAAGAUCCACCCUUCAUAGAAGGAUCUGCGUAUUACUUCUUUCGGACGUCCACUGAGAUAGAGAAUUGUCCGGCGCAUGAUCCCUGUGGUAUGGGACGCUGUGAUGGACAUAAACAAGACCCCAAUAUGCCAUAUGGCAACAUUUACAUUCGCUAA